This is a messenger RNA of Acanthosepion pharaonis, 1458 nucleotides long. The record is from the annotation of a GenBank genome assembly. Lineage: Eukaryota; Metazoa; Mollusca; Cephalopoda; Sepiida; Sepiidae.
AUGGACCAGUCUUAUUCAUCUAUGGAUAUCUCUUUCUUUCAUUGCAUCCUUUUUUCUUCCAUUUUAGUCUUUUCUGUACAAUCUAUCUCAUCUGUUCUAUCUAUCUAUCUAUCUAUCUAUCUAUCUAUCUAUCAGUCUGCUCAUUUCCUUUCUUUUUUCUUUCUUUCUCAGUCUGUUCGUUAUCUAUCUAUCUAUCUAUCUAUCUAUCUAUCAGUCUAUAUUUCCUUUCUCUUUCUAUCUAUCAAUCAUCUUCUAUCUAUCUAUCUUUCUUUCUUUCCUUUCUUUUUCUUUUUCUUUCUUUCCAGUCUGUUCGUUAUCUAUCUAUCUAUCUAUCUAUCUAUCUAUUUCUAUCAGUAUUUUCAUAUUUCCUUUCUUUUCUUUCUUUCUCCAUCUUUCCUUUUUUUUUUUUAUCUAUUUUCUCAUCUGUUAUUUAUCUAUCUAUCUAUCUAUCUAUCUAUCUAUCUAUCUAUCAUUUUGCUUUCUUUCUUUUUUCUUUCUUUUCCUUUCUGUUCUAUCUUCUAUCUAUCUGCUCAUCUAUCUUUUUUUCUUUCUUUCUCAGUCUAUUCAUUAUCCUAUCUCUCUCAUUUCCUUUCUUUCCCAUUUCUUUCUUUAUCUUUCUUUCUUUCUCUUUUCAGUUUAAUUCUUUCUCAAAACUAUGAUCUAUCAAUCUAUCUAUCUAUCAGUCUGCUCAUUUCCUUCCUUCAAUCUUUCUUUCUUUCAUCUCUAUCUAUCUAUCUAUCUUUCUAUCUAUCUAUCUAUCUAUCUAUCUGCUAUCUAUCUAUCUUUCUUUCUUUUUCUUUUUUUUUUUCUUUCUUAUCUAUCUGUUCGUCUAUCUAUCUAUCUAUCAAUUAUUUCUUUUUUUCUUUCUACUUUCUUUCUUUCUAUCAUCUUAUCUAUCUAUCUAUCAUUUCUUUCUAUCAUUUUUUUUUUUUCUUUUCUUUCUUUCAGUCUAUUCGUUAUCUAUCUAUCUAUCUAUCUAUCUGCUCAUUUAUCUUUCUUUUUUUUUUUCUUUCUUUCUCAGUCUAUUCGUUAUCUAUCUAUCUAUCUAUCUAUCUAUCUAUCAAUCUGCUCAUUUCCUUUCUUUUUUCUUUCUUUCUCAGUCUAUUCGUUAUCUAUCUAUCUAUCAGUCUGCUCAUUUCCUUUCUUUUUUCUUUCUUUCUCAGUCUGUUCGUUAUCUAUCUAUCUAUCAGUCUGCUCAUUUCCUUUCUUUUUUCUUUCUUUCUAUCUAUUCAUUGUCUAUCAUUUUCUUUCCUUUCUUUUUUCUUUCUUUCUCAGUCUGAUAUUCAUCUAUCUAUCUAUCUAUCUAUCUAUCUAAAUCUUUCUUUCUCAGUCAGUUUCUUAUCUAUCUAUCUAUCUAUUAUCCUUCCUAAGGAUCCCUUUUCAUUUCUUUCUUUCUUUCUUUCUUUAUCUUUCUUUUUCUUUCUUUUUCUUUCUUUUUCUUUCUUUCUUUCUUAUUAG